GCAAAAGGUGUAGGUUCAGAUAAUAUUCAGCUAGAAUGGGAAACUGACAAUGAACUCGAACAGGGUCACUGAUUUGAGAUUUACUAUAAAAUACACAACGAGGGAAGAUGUGUUCAAUAUCUGUCGGAAACACCAUGUAAGUUUACGAGGAUCUUAAUAGAAAACCUACAACCACAGACCAGUUAUAUUUUUAAGAUUAAGAUAGUCAGCGAAAAAACAGAAUUUGAAGGUCCCUCGAGUCUCCUGAGCGACAAAAUAACAACAAAUGAAUCAGCUAUAAACAAUUUGUUGAGCACAACCAAAAUGAUUUGUGACACUACGAUAAAGCAGUACCAAUUACCACUUACAGAAAACAAAGAAGCAAGAAAUGAACUUUUUAAGACAAGGAAAUACUGCAUAGGAGACGAUGCAGUUUCUAUCAUAGACCAGACAGUCAUAUUAGUUGGAGCAACAGGUUCAGGUAAAACAACGUUGAUAAAUGCUAUGGUUAACCACAUCGCUGGUGUGAAAUGGGAAGAUAAGGCACGCUUAGUUUUAAUACCACCAGGAAAAGAGGGUAUUGAUAGUCAAUCACAGUCAGUUUCACAAACACGAUGGGUAACUUGCUACAAGAUACAUCGGAGUCAAGGAACUCCAAUUUAUAUUAAGCAUGCCAUUAAUCUAAUUGAUACUCCCGGCUUUGGUCAUACAGGCGGUAUCAAAUACGACAAAGAAAUAGUAAAUCAAAUUGAAAAUCUCUUCAAAUGUAGAGACGAAAGGGGAGUACGUUUUGUUGAUGCUAUAUGCUUUGUCGUGAAAGCUCCUGAUGCAAGGCUAACCAGUAGCCAGAGAUAUAUUUUUACAUCAGUUCUCUCUUUGUUCGGAAACGACAUUAAAGAACAUAUAUGUACGGUGAUAACAUUUGCAGAUGGUCAGACACCCCCUGUGGUUGAAGCCCUGAAAGAUCUGGACGAAAAAGCUAUCCCAUACGAAUCAUAUUUCACAGUAAAUAAUUCAGCAUUGUAUGUCGAAAAUACGUCGGAUCAUUUUCACUGUCAAACGUCAAAACUAUUUUGGGAUUUAGGAAAGAAAAGUAUGCAAAAGUUUUUCGAACAUAUCCAAAAUUUACGAACAAAAAGUUUGUCAUUAACCACCGAAGUUUUGAUUUUGCGCAGGUCAGUUGAUGCUCUUAUAAAACAAAUGCAAGAUACGAUGGAACGAGGUUUGGCUAAAAUAGAUUCAAUACAACAAGAACUUGAUAUUUACGAAGCUCAAAGAAAGAAGUUUAGGGACAAUUUAGACUUCACCUAUGAAAUUGAAGAAAUCGAAAUUCAAAAGAUCGACACGACAAAAAAAGUGGAAUACAGUUAUAACUGCACCAGAUGCAAAUAUUCAUGUCAUGAAAACUGCACCUGCAACACGAGCAAAGAACAAUGCAUAUCAAUGGAAGCUGACGGUACCUGCAGAAACUGUCCACUUGAAUGUGAUAUGAUGUAUCACGAAAAAGAAACAUACCAUUUCCGAAACCUUAUUACCAAAAGCACCAAGACAUAUAAUGGUAAAAAACGUUCAUGCAAAGAUGCAACGCAGUGUAUACAAACUCAGAUAGAAAUAAUCUCAAAAAUGCAUUCAGAAAUGAACGAAGCAGAAGAUACUCUCUCUAUGUGCUUGCCAGUAGUUACACACCGAAUCAACAAACUGAAGUUAAUGGCGUUAUUGAAAAAUCCAAUGUCAGUAGAGGAUUAUUUAGAAAUGCUAAUACAAAAAGAGAGAUUAGUUAAAAAAAUCGGGUUUGACCGACGAAUUGCUUUUCUUAAACGACAAAAACAGCAGGCAAAAUUAAAAACAACCACAAAAGAAAAUGUAGAUGCAUUCAAAACCGAAUCGGGGGCGGUUCGUGAAAGAAUUCGUCUGUUGUAUUUGUUGGACUAAGACAUCCUGCAAGUGACAACAUUAUUACAAAUGAAUCUUCAAAUAUGUAAAACAUAAAGGCAACAUAAAAAAACAAAAGUGCAACAAAAACAAACGUCAGCAUACAUAAAUACAUAACAGCAACAUUCCUGACUUGGUACAGACCAUAUGAGUUGAAUCUUGGUUUUGUACUGAUUGAUACUAAGUCGUUUAUAUUUGAUUUAAUUUUAUUUUUUAAUGUAGCAUUCAGCAACUGCAAUUUCUCUAAGAUAUGAUUUUGUGACCUUUUGUUAUUAUAGGGAUGUACAAUUACACUGUAAGGUCGUGUCAGUGAGUCUUUACUUGUUUGUCUAUUUUGUAUCGAUCUGAUGACAAAUUUUUGAGGAAGUUUUAGUUUAAGAAUACGAUUAUACACCAGAUUGCAGAAAAUUAUGUGUUAGUUGAAAGUUUCGCUUCAGCUGAAAUUUUAAUAUCUAGUUGUAAUGCAACAGAACAUUUGAUCAAAUAAGAACAAUGAAUUUAAUUUUGACGUUGAAGCAGAAUGUAUAUACAUUUUAUACACAAUAUUUUAUCAUGUAAAUUCUUUAUGCUUAAUGAUUUGAUUAAAUAUUAUAUACACAGGUUCGAUACAACGUAAUAUAGAUUGGGAUUUCCCGAGAAUUCUCUGCACCAUAAAUGAAUUUGUUGCUUCUUUUCCUGUUUAUAUGAAUUAUUUCAAUGUUUAUUUGGUAAUAUUGUCUAUGAAGCAAGAAUCCUACCUGUGGGCUGGCAUUUCUUGUGCUUACAAGAAGGAAAAGACAAUCUGUUAUAUUCAAAUCUCUAUAACAAUAUGGUUAUAAUAGAUAAUGUUUAUCCCAUAUGAAUACAUUUUAAUGACUGUUAAAUAUAGAUUCUUACAUUGAUACCAGUGGAUUAUCGGAUUUAUCCAAUCGAGAUAGUUAAAUUAUCAAUUUUAAAGUCCGAGCCGCCUCGGCGAGGACUUUAAAAUUUAUAAUUUAACUAUCGAGAUUGGAUAAAUCCGAUAAUCCACGAGUAACUAUGUAAGAAUCUGUUUCUCUAAUGAUUAAAAGACAUUUUCUUUUUUUGUUAACCGAAAAUCCCCCCACGAGUGCCUUUCACAUUGCACGAAGUUGUCAAUUUCAUUAACACCUGUUAUCAUAUUUUGAUUCAUCCAGUCAGCUAAAAAGGUCAUGACCCUUAAAAUCAUCCAAUGAUCUUUUGAGAUCACCAGCAACCACACGUUGAUUAAAAUUUUUUUAUACAAUGGGUUCGAAAAGGGAUAAUUUUCCAUAGAAUUAGAGAAAUGAGAAAUAUAUGGCUGAGUUCUGUUUUUCAAAAAAUGUAAAUGGAUAAGAACAACUCACCUUUUUUGAAAUUGAUUCUAUGAAAUGUUUUUAAACUCAAGACUAUUUAUCAGUUUUCGUGCAUCUAUUUAUCAUCGUACAGUCUUUUUAUUAAGAUGUGGGAUUAAUCGUUUGCCAAUUGAGACGGUAAGGUGGGACAAUUUACCAAGACCGUCACGACUGUCAGUCUUUCCGAUUGAACUGAUGUUUUUUUUUACAAUUAUAAGCAUGUAACUCUUGUAAAGAUGACGGAAGUAUCCACUUACCACAAAUGUAAAUGUUAUAAAUUUGCAACAGUAUAUUUGAAUUGUACAUUUGUAUUUUACUCUAGAUGCAACAUUUGUUAUGUUUAUAAUCAUUGUAAUAUUAGCUCCUCAGUAUCAUUAUUAGUUUAGUGAAUAUAAAA
Messenger RNA from Mytilus trossulus (common blue mussel), 3639 nucleotides. RefSeq lists its product as uncharacterized. The coding region runs from base 304 to 1911 and encodes 535 amino acids. The record is from RefSeq and is a predicted model, not a curated record. Gene Ontology annotation, molecular function: GTP binding. The transcript has 3 exons. Lineage: Eukaryota; Metazoa; Mollusca; Bivalvia; Mytilida; Mytilidae.